Molecule: messenger RNA, 747 nt
Organism: Vittaforma corneae ATCC 50505
Lineage: Eukaryota; Fungi; Microsporidia; Nosematidae
Exons: 1
Coding region: 1-747 (248 amino acids)
Source: RefSeq, a predicted model, not a curated record
AUGACAGACUCUAGUACAAAGAAAGGUAUGGGGGCUGAGGGCAGUAAAAUAUCUGGCGGAAAUGGCUCAGAGUGUAGCAUGGGCAUAUUAAAUACAGAGCAUGCUACCGUAGGAAAUGCGAACCAAAAGAGUAUGGUUGGAUCUGAGCUAAUUGACAUUCUGGAUGGUUGUAUGCCAGUAGAGGAGGGAAGAAGGAUAAAGACGUAUAUUAGAAGGAGUCUAUUUCUAUCACUUUUACACCUAUACGAUGAGAUUUUUGUUUCACAUUUUGUAAAAAGAGAGGACUUUAGGAGUUUUAUGGAGAAAGUUAAUCAACAUUACGAUCAAUGCUAUGCACACCAUGAAGACACCGGCGAUGACAAAACGCAGAUUAAAGAUGGCUGUUUAAAGGCAGCCAGUAGCAAUUAUCUAAGAACAAGCGAAAACGAUGGCUUGUUUAAAUUGAAGAAUUAUGAAGCUUCAACCUUUGUUGUUCCCAUGGACCAGUUUAAAACUGCUUUAAUCAAUGACCAUAUCAGAAAGUCGGAUAUUCUGGCAGAUCCAAAGAGAUAUGCUGGUCUUUCCUCACUGAUCGGCUUUCUAAAGUCACUGAGAUGCAGAUUUGAGUCCAGGGAAAUCAGCUUUCUUCUCGAACUUUACGAAUUGUCUUUCUCAAGACAACUUUUGCUUGACUUCUUCUAUUACUUUGAUCUUCUUUACAGACAAGGCAGUUAUUUUUACUAUUUGAACUUUGUUGCGAAGUAUUAG